This is a messenger RNA of Penicillium egyptiacum, 1275 nucleotides long. The record is from the annotation of a GenBank genome assembly. Lineage: Eukaryota; Fungi; Ascomycota; Eurotiomycetes; Eurotiales; Aspergillaceae.
AUGGCAGCUUUCCAACCUCGAAUGUCCCCGGUCCGGGCACUUAAACACCGCCCUUGGCCACUGUCAAGGGUGGUCAUUCCCAAACUUCCGGUAAACGAAGCCAUCGAGGAGGAAUGUACGCCGUACUAUGAUCCUGCGCGAUUUUAUCCCGCACGACUAGGGGACGUUCUUAAUCACCGGUAUCAACUGGCGACGAAACUCGGUUAUGGUAGUAACUCAACUAUCUGGCUCGCUCGGGAUAUAAACCAGUUUUUUCUCCACGUACUCCACAUCUCGAGCACAUCUGCUAAUGCUUGGUACAGAUGGCGCUGGUUGAGAGAGAAAUACGUUGCUCUCAAGAUAAAUUCAACUGCUCAUCAUUCUCGAAAGAACGCCACUCAAGCUGAACUAGACAUCCUAAAACACCUCUCUGAAGCAAAUCCCCUGCACAAGGGUUGGGGAUUCGUCAGACGUCCUCUCGAUUCAUUCACUUUAAAGGAUGGGUUGGCGAGACAUCUCAGUUUUGUCUUUGAACCUUUGCGAGAACCCCUCUGGAUAUACCGCCAAAGGUUCAUCGGUUAUGUGAUACCUUCAGAUGUGCUGAAAAUAUUGCUUCAAAUGAUGCUUCAUGGACUUGACUACCUCCACUCUGAGUAUUUGAAACCAGAAAAUAUAAUGAUCAAAGUUGAGGAUCCGUCUAUCUUGGAGAACUCUGCCAGAGAUGAAUACGAACAUCCUCUACCGCAGAGGAGUAGCUCAGAUGGCUGCACAAUAUGUCUCUCUCGGAAUGACUUCGGCAUCUCCGAAAAGAUCACGGGCAUAAUCCAAAUCACUGACUUCGAUUUAUCUGUCCGCGGGGAUAGGCCAAACAGUGGGUGCAUCCAGGCGGAAAUAUACCGAGCCCCGGAGGUUAUUCUGGAUGCAGGCUAUUCUUAUGGGAUGUUCUUGAAGGCAAGAAAGCUAUUCGAAGAGGUCGAUCCCCUCCAAGUUCAAGAAUAUGAUGAGCUUAACCACCUUGGCCAUAUCUCUGCAUUGUUAGGCCCUCCUCCAAAGGAACUUCUAGACAAGGGAACAAGAACUGAUCGUUUUUACAGAUCUGACAGACCAUUCAGAGGCAGGAUUAUUGCACCAUCGGACUUCAACUUUCAAGAUUCAAUAUGCAACAUACACAAUGAGGAUAAGAGGAUGUUCAUCGAGUUCGUACAAAGGAUGAUAAAAUGGCACCCAGAAGAGCGAAGUACUGCAAAGGAAUUACUACAGGAUCCAUGGCUUUAUGCGGAUUUUGAUGAAGAUUGA